AUGGCUGCGGCUGCGACAAACGGCGACGCGUCUGCGGCUCUGGAUGAGCUGAAGCCUCCGUCAGGCGUUGUCCUUCCUCCACGCGAAAUACGCAACAUCUUGGAAAAGACUGCUGGUUAUGUCGCAAGGAAUGGUGCCGUAUUCGAGGACCGCAUUCGGGACAAGGAGUCGGCAAAUCCCAAGUUCAGCUUUUUGAACCCUUCCGACGCCUACCAUUCAUUCUAUCAGUGGCGGUUAGACGAAGUCAAGUCUGGGAGAGGGACGGGUGUUUCCGCCGGCCGACCAGGCGAGGCGGCUGCGGAGCCCGAGAAACCAAAAGGGCCCCCGAAGCCCCCCGACUUCGAAUUCUCCGCGCGCAUGCCGCGCAUCAAUCAAAAAGAUCUCGAGGUCAUUCGCCUGACGGCCCUGUUUGUCGCCAAGAACGGAAGACAGUUCAUGACCCAACUGGCCCAGCGGGAGACCGGCAACCCGCAGUUCCAGUUCCUCAUCCCGAACCACACUUUCCACAACUUCUUCCAGCAUCUCAUUGAUCAGUACAGCGCGCUUAUACGCGCUGCCGGGCUCGGCGGCGAAGGCGGCAAGCUGCAGGAAGAGAAGACGGCCGAGCUGGAGCGCAACGUGAAGGACAAAUUCCGAGUCCUGGCCCGGGCUAGGCAACGAGCUGACCACGCCAAGUUUCAGGAGUUGGAACGCCAGAAGAAGGAGGAGGAGGAGGAGAAGAAAAAGGAAGAGUUCUCGCGCAUCGACUGGGCCGACUUUGUCGUGGUCGAGACCAUCACCUUCACCGAGGCCGACGAGACGGCAAACCUACCACCUCCGACCAAUCUGUCCGAACUCCAAUACGCCUCUCUCGAAGACAGAAACAAGGCUUCGCUGAGCAUGCUUCGCAUCGAGGAGGCCAUGCCGGGCGAGGAAUUCACCGUCGGAAGCGGCCCUGCCGUUGUGCCGUAUGCACCCUCGCCCGUGCCCCUCCAGCCAAGUUACGGCGUUCAACAGCCCGCACAGCCGUAUCCGCAACCGGGCCAGAUGCCCACCGUUCAGGCGCAGUCCAGUGACUACCCGUCACAGAGAUCUGCCCAGGAGGAGGAGGAAGCCCGCCGUAUCCAGGAACGAGCUGACGCCCAAGCCCGCGUCCAACAAGCACAUUCGGAAGCAAGAGGCGGCGCGCCCCCAAUGAAGAUUAGAGACAACUACGUGCCUCGAGCGGCCCAACGAGGCAAGCAGGCAAGCCAGACCGCUCUGUGUCCCAACUGUAAACAGCAGAUUCCCAUCCACGAGCUCGAAGCUCACAUCCGGAUUGAGCUCUUGGAUCCCAGAUGGAAAGAGCAAAAGGCGGCGGCAGAGUCGCGGUACUCGGCCACGAUUACGGGCUCCGAAAUCGCCCAGAACCUCAAGCGUCUUGCGAGUCAACGAAGCGAUGUGUUUGAUCCUGCGACCGGGCUGGCCGUGACGGAAGAGGAGGCGGCGAGAAGGAAGAAGGCUGCGCUCAUUCCGGCCGAGGCCCACCAAGAGAGCAAGCCGCAGGCGACGAGUCCACAAACAGUCAAUGUCGAAGAACAAAUUCGGGCUAUUCACCAGAAAUUUGCAGGUGACAGGAAGUAG
Messenger RNA from Metarhizium album ARSEF 1941, 1602 nucleotides. RefSeq names its product Surp module family protein. Gene Ontology annotation, biological process: regulation of alternative mRNA splicing, via spliceosome; mRNA cis splicing, via spliceosome. The transcript is spliced from 2 exons. Gene Ontology annotation, molecular function: RNA binding. NCBI's taxonomy places the organism in Eukaryota, Fungi, Ascomycota, Sordariomycetes, Hypocreales, Clavicipitaceae. The record is from RefSeq and is a predicted model, not a curated record. Gene Ontology annotation, cellular component: U2 snRNP; catalytic step 2 spliceosome; U2-type prespliceosome. Bases 1 to 1602 code for a protein of 533 amino acids.